AGAUUAGAGAGUUUACAAUUUGUGAAAAUGCUCAACCAACAUCGGGCAACCAAAGUUCUAUCAAGCCUCCCUUGCCUUUCUAUUCGUAUUUCUACCUCUCUCCCAACUAAAAGAAUACCCAUCGAGCGAGAGAUCAAUAAGCUGACGAUUAUCUACAGUUUCUCUGAACCCACGGUAAAGUUUAUUAGGAUGAGGAUUACCAUCCUUUUGUCAUUAACAUUUAGCAAAUCAUUAACAUCUCAUAUACUGGCCCAUGGAAAGUAGAGCAACCUGCCGAAUGCUUUGACAGAUUCCAAUAUUUUAACAUUUUAGGUUUUUUUAUACAUUGAAAAUUAUGAUCCGAUCCUCAAGAAAUCCAAUAACAAAUCAAUCCACCGCCAUACACAAUUAUAUAUCACUUUUAAUUGAACACUAUUUCUGCUAUCUAUCUUUUUCACCAUGCCUCCUCUGCUGCUGCUGCUUCUUCAAAUCCUGAUCCUGUCACUGCUUAUCUGCUUCCUCAAAUUUAUAUACUCCACCAUAUGGGUCCCUCUAAGAAUCCAACAUCACUUCAAAAAGCAAGGCAUAAUUGGUCCUAAAUACCGUCCGAUCACCGGUAACACUGCGGAGAUCCGCCGUCUAUACGUUGAAGCUCAGUCCAAGAAAACGUUGGGUUUGAAUCACGAUGUGCUUCACCGUGUGGCUCCAUUUCACUACCAUUGGUCGCGGAAGCAUGGAAAGAUGUACGUUUACUGGUUCGGGGUGAGGCCCAGGUUGGCUAUAUCUAAUCUGGAUGUGAUUAAGGAGGUUCUGAUGAAUACUGGUGGUGGGUCUUUCAAGAGGGUUGAGCAAAACCCUCAGGCUAAGCAGCUAUUUGGGGAAGGACUCGUUGGGCUGGAAGGCGAGAAAUGGGCCUUUCAUAGAAGGAUUGCAAACCAGGCUUUUAACAUGGAACGGGUUAAGGGUUGGGUGUCGGAAAUUGUGGCUAGCACUGGGAAUAUGCUAAACAAGUGGGAGGAAAUACGAGGAGUAAGAGAUGAGUUCGAGAUGGAAGUGAAUAAAGAAUUUCAUGACCUCUCAGCAGAUGUUAUAUCCAGAACGGCCUUUGGAAGCAGUUUUGAAGAAGGGAAGCGAAUAUUUGCCUUGCAGGAACAGCAAAUGCACCUCGUCUCUCAGGCUAUAAGAAGCGUCUACAUCCCGGGCUUCAGGUUUUUGCCUACCAAGAAGAACAGAGAGCGGUGGAGACUAGACAAGGAAACUCGUGAAUCUAUAAGGACAUUGAUCAAGACUAAUGGCAGAGCAAGAGAAAAUUCAAGAAAUCUACUUAGUUUACUAAUGUCUUCAUAUGAAAAUAAGGAUGGGGAGGAAGAGAUAUUAACAGAAGAGGAGAUUAUCGAUGAGUGCAAGACUUUCUACUUUGCAGGAAAGGAAACUACGGCCAAUCUUUUGACUUGGGCACUUGUUCUUUUAGCAUCACAUCAAGAAUGGCAACACAAGGCGCGAGAGGCAGUGUUUCGAAUCUGUGGACGAGGGAAUGAGCUUCCAGUUGCAGAAAGUUUGAAUGACCUUAAGAUUUUGAGCUUGAUAAUCAAUGAAACUCUGCGACUCUACCCACCAGCUGUGAUGCUAUUGAGGGAAGCAUCUAAAAAGGUUAAGCUGGGGACCCUUGACAUUCCUGCAGGCACACAACUGUAUUUGCCACUGGCUGCUAUCCACCAUGAUCCUGAUAUAUGGGGAGAAGAUGCAAAUGAGUUCAAUCCCCUGAGAUUUGAUGAGUCGAGAAAUCACUUGGCUUCAUUUUUCCUAUUUGGAAUAGGCCCCAGAAUAUGCGUUGGACAAAAUUUGGCAAUCGUUGAAGCAAAAAUUGUCCUGGCGAUGAUCAUCAGAGAUUUUUCUUUUGUAUUGUCACCAACAUAUGUUCAUGCUCCAAUGCUUUUCUUAACCCUGAUGCCCCAACAUGGCGCGCAUAUCAUCUUUAGCAGAAUUUCAAGUUGAAAUUUUGUGUUAAUUUAUUUGGUUUCCUUAUCUGUAAAAGCAAUUGUACACGAAAUUUCACUAUUAACUCAUCAAAUCCAGGACCUAUUUGGGGGCA
Molecule: messenger RNA, 2071 nt
Organism: Hevea brasiliensis (rubber tree)
Lineage: Eukaryota; Viridiplantae; Streptophyta; Magnoliopsida; Malpighiales; Euphorbiaceae
Product: cytochrome P450 734A1
Exons: 4
Coding region: 439-1974 (511 amino acids)
Molecular function (GO): iron ion binding; oxidoreductase activity, acting on paired donors, with incorporation or reduction of molecular oxygen; monooxygenase activity
Source: RefSeq, a predicted model, not a curated record